GAGUGAUAGACCAAAGGCGACGGGUUUGCGGUCCCUGGAUCUUCGGGCUGGCAUACCUAGUCACUGGACUUACGGUGGGCCUGCUUGGACUCACUGCCAGGUUGCGAUCCCCAUGUUGGAUCAAGAGCUGGGCGGACGGCUGCAGUGUCUUCCGGUUUGAUCUUUCCGGGAGCUCCUGCGAAUGUGCUUACUUUGAGAAGCACUACAAGUGUGUCGACGAGGCGGUGCUGCAGGAGAUGCUUCGGGAGUCGCGACUGCUAGGGGUGCUUUCGCUGAAGGGUUGCCCAGAGCUCCGGAAGCUUCCACCCCUGUCCCACAACGUCGCGCUCCAGUAUCUGGUCCUGAACACCAACAGCCUCGAGGAGCCUCCCCAGUCCUGUCCUUUGAACAUAGUUAGGGUUUAG
This is a messenger RNA of Symbiodinium sp. CCMP2456, 404 nucleotides long. NCBI's taxonomy places the organism in Eukaryota, Dinophyceae, Suessiales, Symbiodiniaceae. The record is from the annotation of a GenBank genome assembly.